AUGACACAACGAGUGUUAAGAUUUCAAAAUACUUAUCGCUUAGAAGCUCGCAAUCCAUUCAAUCGUGAUGAAGUCGAGAGGAUAUUAGCAAAUGUUAUGGAAAAUCAUUUUUCAAGUAUUGAGAAAUUUGAUGGAACAUCAGUGGCUAUGUGCAGAAACGUGAGCGAUGAUGCAAUGGCCUUAAUAAAAGCAAAAAAUUUUGAUAGGUAUAAAAUAAUUGUUGUCGUAACUGCUUGCGAAAAGUUUAUGCAAGGAAUUUGUUAUAGUAAUAAAAACUUAUGGGAUGCACCGAAAGACGCUUUGGCGUCAUAUGUUUACGAUCAUCCGAAUUUUUUCGCGAUUGCUACAUGUUAUGGAGUUUAUUUUGAAUAG
Messenger RNA from Chironomus riparius, 372 nucleotides. The record is from the annotation of a GenBank genome assembly. Lineage: Eukaryota; Metazoa; Arthropoda; Insecta; Diptera; Chironomidae.